Messenger RNA from Darwinula stevensoni, 635 nucleotides. The record is from the annotation of a GenBank genome assembly. Lineage: Eukaryota; Metazoa; Arthropoda; Ostracoda; Podocopida; Darwinulidae.
CAAUCAUCAUCUUCAUCGUCGACAUCAUGAGGUGCCUGACUCUGAUGAUCAUCCUCCGGUUAGGAGUCAUCGCCCAAGAGGACCCAGCGCUGUCGAGGAAGGAGCAACACGAACGGGAACGCGAAAGGAGGAAGUUGGGUCGGAUCGAGACGAUCAAGGAACAGCUGCUGUUGUCGCUGGGGAUGCGGCAUCCGCCGAGGAACGUCCCCAACAUCACGGAUUCGGAACAAUGGAGGAAGAUGGAGGAGGUGCUCAAGGAGGUCGGGGUGGAGAAUCCGCCUCCGCCUCCACCGUCCCCCGUCCUCGCCGAGAAGAUCCAAAGCUUCUACCCCCUUUGUAACUCAGGAGGGGAAUCGGAGGAGGAGUGGGACAUGCCCCUGCACUUCGACCUCUCCUCUGCCCUCGUGUCCCUGCCCAGCAUCGAAGUCAAAGUGGAGAAGAGUGCCGGUAUUGGAGCAUUGGGUGUCCAGGAAUUGGACGGGAUGGCUGCACAUGACACUUACUUCGACGAUGAAAAACUCGGUGGAACCGCGCGGUUACCUGGGUCUGAUCCUGCAGGUGACCGAUUCCUCCGGCCGACAGGUCGACCCCUCGCUUCUCUUCGUCCCCAGGAACUGCUCCGGAGCUUUCGGUAA